Molecule: messenger RNA, 3483 nt
Organism: Vigna radiata var. radiata (mung bean)
Lineage: Eukaryota; Viridiplantae; Streptophyta; Magnoliopsida; Fabales; Fabaceae
Product: serine/threonine-protein kinase-like protein ACR4
Exons: 2
Coding region: 615-3359 (914 amino acids)
Biological process (GO): protein phosphorylation
Molecular function (GO): ATP binding; protein binding; protein kinase activity
Source: RefSeq, a predicted model, not a curated record
GGGAAAUAUUUUUGGGGAAAGGAUUGUUCUUGUUUCCAUGGGAUGAUAAAUAUACCUCUGUUGACGAAAGUAAAAUUCAGGAAAACUUGGAAUGGAAAGAUCAAAAUGCAUUAACUGUGUUAUUUAAUGCCUUCACCUACAUUUCCACAUAUUCAGAAGUAGCAGUUUUGUAUCAUUUAAUGCAUCUUCUUUCCCUCACUCUCUCUUCUCUUCUCUUCUCUUCUUCUUGCAACCUCCAAACACCUUCAAUUCUUGAUCUAUUAUGACCGUUUCUUCCUUUCAUGUCAGUUUUCAAAACACAACAUGGAGCUGCUUUUUCUUCUGCUAAUUUUUUCUCACUCACCAAACAACAAAAGCAUAGCAUCUUCUCUAUUGUAAGAAUCAAAAGUAGACAAAAGAUCCAGUCUAACUCCUUGCCAUUUGUGCUGCUGAUUGUUGCUUACUCAUGCAUACAAACCCACAAUCAAGAUUCUGAUUUUUCUACCAGCAAUGGCCUUGUUCCACUGGUUAUUUUAUGACCCCACCUCUCUUUUUUCAUUUUUUGGGGUCUCUUCUUGCAUUGCAUCCAUGGAACUGUGAAAAAACAUGAGUGUCUUCACUUCUGCACUUUGAACAUGAACCUAUGGCCAGUUCGAUUUGUUACUAUAUUUGAGGUUGUGGUUUUUUCAUGCUUGUGGUUGCACGUUUCAAGUCUUGGCUCCAUGUCUUCCAUUGCCGUCUCUUACGGCGACAAAGGGUCCGCGUUUUGUGGCUUGAAACCGGAUGGAUCUCACACUGUAAACUGUUACGGGAUGAACUCAGCCAUAAUUUAUGGAACACCAACACAUUUUCCGUUCUUUGGUCUAACAGCCGGUGAUGGCUUUGUGUGCGGGCUUUUGAUGAGUUCUAGUCAACCAUAUUGCUGGGGUAGCAGUGGCCAUGUUGAAAUGGGUGUGCCACAACCUAUGGUUAAGGGAGCUCAGUACCUAGAGAUCAGUGCCGGGGAUUUUCACGUUUGUGGAUUGAGGAAACCGUUGACUGGAAGACACAGGAACACUUCUUUGGUUGAUUGUUGGGGCUACAACAUGACAAAUAACUAUGUGUUUGAUGGGCAGGUUCAAGCAAUCUCAGCAGGCUCUCAGUUCAAUUGUGGCUUGUUUUCUCAGAACAGAAGUGUGUUCUGCUGGGGGGACGAGACAAGUAGCCAAGUUAUUAAUAUGGUCCCUAAGGGCAUGAGGUUUCAGAAGAUCUCUGCUGGAGGGUACCAUGUGUGUGGAAUCUUGGAAGGGGUGAAUUCUAGAGCUGUUUGUUGGGGGAGGAGCUUGCUGGAUUUGGGUGAAGAACUUUCAAUUUCAUUGACAGGUUCAGGACAGGGACAAGGUAAAGUUGAAUUGGCUCCCAAUGAUCCCAUGCUUUCAGUGGUGGGAGGGAAGUUCCAUGCAUGUGGGAUUAAGAGCUAUGAUCAUGGAGUGGUUUGUUGGGGCUAUAGUUUCAAAGCAGGCACCAGAGUUCCUAGUGGGAUUAAGGCCUUUGAGAUUGGUGCUGGGAAUUACUUUACCUGUGGAGUGCUUGUUGAGAAAUCUCAUAUGCCUGUGUGUUGGGGUGUUGGCUUCCCCACUUCUCUCCCUUUGCCUGUCUCACCAAGAAUGUGUAGGUCUACUCCAUGUCCUCCAGCUUACUUUGAAACCUCACAAAAUGGUAUAUGCAAGUCACCAGAUUCCCAUGUUUGCAUGCCAUGCAGUGCUUCUUGUCCUCCUGAGAUGUACAAGAGAAGUGGAUGCAAUUUGAAAUCUGACAUACUAUGUGAAUAUAACUGUUCUAUCUGUUCCUCACCUGAAUGCCUCUCCAAUUGCUCCUCUUCCUAUUCCAAUGCUGCCUCUGUCAAGAGAAGUGAAAAAUUUUGGUCACUUCAACUGCCCGUGAUUAUUGCAGAAAUAGCUUUUGCUGUUUUCUUUGUUUGUAUUGUGUCCAUAACUGCGGUGUUGUAUGUUCGCUACAAGCUAAGAGAUUGUCAGUGUUCUUCUUCAGCAAGAGGGUCAAAGGGGAAGAAACUAAGAGGGAGUUCGUCACACCAGAAGGAGAAAUCCAAGGUCCGACCAGACUUGGAGGAGUUCAAGAUUAGGAGAGCACAGAUGUUCCCGUACGAGGAACUUGAAAGAGCAACCGGUGGAUUCAAAGAGGAGUCCAUAGUGGGGAAGGGAAGUUUCUCUUGCGUGUUCAAAGGGGUUCUCAAAGAUGGCACUGUUGUUGCUGUUAAAAGGGCCAUAGUGUAUCCCAACGUGCAGAAGAAUUCCAAGGAGUUUCACACCGAGCUUGACUUGCUUUCUAGGCUGAACCACGCACACUUGCUGAAUCUACUAGGCUACUGUGAGGAGGGUGGAGAGAGACUCCUUGUUUAUGAGUACAUGGCUCAUGGCUCAUUGCAUCAACACCUUCAUGGCAACAAAGUGAUGAAAGAGCAAAUGGAUUGGGUGAGAAGGGUGACGAUUGCAGUGCAAGCAGCUCGUGGAAUCGAAUAUCUGCACGGCUAUGCUUGUCCACCCGUGAUUCACAGAGACAUAAAGUCUUCAAACAUUCUCAUCGAUGAAGAACACAAUGCGAGAGUGGCUGAUUUUGGUUUGUCACUGCUUGGUCCUGCAGAUAGCAGCUCUCCACUGGCUGAACUACCAGCUGGGACUCUUGGCUAUCUUGAUCCUGAAUACUACAGGCUCCAUUACCUCACCACAAAGUCUGAUGUAUACAGCUUUGGCGUUCUACUUUUGGAGAUACUGAGCGGCAGAAAAGCUAUUGACAUGCAGUAUGAAGAAGGGAACAUUGUUCAAUGGGCAGUGCCUCUGAUAAAGUCAGGAGAUAUAGGUUCAAUUCUGGAUCCAGUUUUGAAAGCUCCUUCAGAUGUUGAUGCACUGAGAAGAAUAGCUAAUGUGGCUUGUAAAAGUGUGAGGAUGAAAGGGAAGGAUAGGCCUUCAAUGGACAAAGUGACAACAGUUUUGGAGAGAGCUCUUGCACAGUUGAUGGGGAGUCCUUGCAUUGAGCAGCCAAUUUUGCCAACUGAGGUGGUUUUGGGAAGCAACAGACUGCACAAAAAAUCAUCUCAAAGAUCUUCAAACAGGUCAGCCUCAGAAAGCACUGAUGUGGAAGAUCAGAGGUUUGAAUUCAGAGCACCCUCAUGGAUCACUUUCCCCAGUGUCACUUCUUCUCAGAGAAGAUCAGGCUCAGAGGCUGAUGUUGAGGGAAAAAAUGUAGAAGGAAGGAAUUUGGGCAAUGUCGGAGGAGGAGGUGGUGGUGGUGGUGGUGGUGGUGGUGAUGCUCUCAAAAGUCUUGAGGAAGAGAUUGGUCUUGCUUCUCCACGAGAGAAACUCUUCUUGCAACACAACUUCUGACACCAGAUCAUGUUAUUAGUACUUACUUUUCACCAAUUUUUUUUAUUUGUUUUGUUUUGCUUAACUGAGUUUCAUCAUGGAUUAUUCAGUUCCUAUUUUUAUGGAGUUGUGUUUCAGAAUCUUA